Mugil cephalus (flathead mullet) is the source of this 2748-nucleotide messenger RNA. Its product is annotated as C-type lectin domain family 18 member A-like. The transcript has 12 exons. The record is from RefSeq and is a predicted model, not a curated record. NCBI's taxonomy places the organism in Eukaryota, Metazoa, Chordata, Actinopteri, Mugiliformes, Mugilidae. The coding region runs from base 57 to 1391 and encodes 444 amino acids.
AUAACUGUGAGCAAGUGGCCACUGUUGUGGAGGACGCUCCGGUCCAGGAGUUCACAAUGCGGUCUGAAACGGCUCCCCGGGGUUUGGACCUGUUCGUCUUACUAUUUCUUCUGGCCCCGUUUACUUCAGCGAACCGGACCGUGGCAGAAGCACCGGACCUCCAGAGGCUCCUAACCGCCGGGCUCGGGGUGAAGCAGCACUCACUGAUUGUCGCCCAGCACAAUAGACUGCGCAGCCGGGUCAAGCCCAUGGCAGCUAACAUGCAAAAAAUGGAGUGGAAUGAGGAGUUGGCCACACUUGCUAAGGAGAGGGCCUCAUUGUGUCACGCAGACUCCUCCCUUCCACACUCCUCGUCGUUCCGUCACGUUGGCUGGAACACACACCUUUCUGUUUCUGGUGUCGCCUCAUCUUCUGACAUCAUCGACGGAUGGUUUGAGGAGGGAAACAAUUUUGUCUACUUGAGUGGGCGAUGCAGAGGGAACGCCACCUGUCAACAUUAUACGCAGUUGGUCUGGGCUACUUCAAGUCACCUGGGGUGUGCCAACCAUCUGUGUCAGAGAGACGGAGACAUCUGGGAGACAUUUGUUUGUGCAUAUUACCCCGGGGGUAACUGGGAGGUGAACGGUCGGCUGGUGACGCCCUAUAAGUCUGGAUCGUACUGCUCCCUCUGCACCUCUUCCAUGUCUGGAUGUUUUAGACUGUGGGACCAUGUAGGUGGACUAUGCGAGAUUCCAAAAAACCCAUGUCGAAUGAGCUGUGGUCAGCACGGCCAUCUUAACGUCUCAUCCUGCAAAUGCGAGUGUAAUCCGGGCUUCACGGGACGCUUCUGCCAAGUUCGGUGCAGUGUGCAGUGUGUGCACGGUCGCUUCAAAGAAGAAGAAUGCUCUUGCUUGUGUGAUGUCGGCUAUGGUGGUGCUGAGUGUGCAGAGAAGGUGCAGUUUCCAUUUGAUAGAUGUGAUGUGGUGAUAGAUGGAAACUGCUUCAUGGUGUCUUCAGAAGCUGACACCUACUAUGGAGCCAAAGGUCACUGUCAGGAACUAGGGGGGAUCCUGGCGCAGAUCCACAAUCAGAAGGUUCAGGACAUCCUGGCAUUUUAUCUGAGUCAUCUGGAGACGAACAAUGAGGUCACUAACACUGACUUCGAAACACGGAACUUCUGGAUAGGUUUGACGUACAAGCCUCCGACAGACUCAUUCCGUUGGGACACACGAGAAAUUCCUCUGUUCACCAGCUUUGCCUUUGGGCAACCUGACAACCAAGGUUUUGGAAACUGCGUGGAGCUGCAGGCAUUAAGUGCUUUUAACUGGAAUGACCAGCGCUGUAAAACGCGGAACCGAUACAUUUGCCAACACGCUGCAGAGCACAUUGCCCAUUGGAACGAUGGCAGGUGACCUCGAUAUCUCGGUGGGAGGAUGUGCGGUACUUUCCAUGUUUCAUUACUCAUUGUACAUGGAUCUCUAUAUGUGCGAUGCCUACUGUACAUGUUAUUGUGAAUGAGCUACAGAAAAGUGUAUGUACGUCAUGUAAAAACGGGCGACAUUCACUGCCUCACAUCCUUGCAUACUUAUACUUUGUUUUGUUUUUUUCAUAUAUCUUUUCUGUCUAUGUGUUCUUGAAAUAGAUUUAUUCUGCCAGUGUUAAAGAAUGUUUGAAUUCUGUUAAUAUUACGCUUCAGGAGAAAAUAAUAAAAGGGAAGGCUGCUCACUGCUAUGACCAUUUGCUGCCUUGAAACUUCAUCAUCUGUGGACGAAAAGCAGCAGCAAAAGAAACGGCAGACAGCAGUGGAUGAGCGAAAGCAGCAAUGUUUAGUCGUGCACGCGGUCUUCAUGCAUAUUAUUUGUAGCAUUAACGUGUCACCUUGAUGAAGGGAGAUGCCGAUUUUUUGUAGGAUUUAUUUAAUUUUUUUAGACAGUUGAACAUUUAUUUAUGCUAACGUGUUCAGAAUCAUGGAAACCAAUAAUUUAUGUUGUGUCAGUCAUUCAAGUUUCUAAGACUCUAUGGAUAGUGGUAUUUCUGUCUGUAUGUCCACUACUUUUGUCACAUUUCAGCACCUGUUGGAUUAAAUGGCACAUACAGUAAUUUCAUACUUACAUUAAAAGUUCCAGAUGAUGAAUGCGAAUGAAUUCUCCUCUUGAGGUCUACAUUUCAGGCUUCAAGUGAAAAAUGGCUCAACUUCUAUUUAGAUUUGGUCCAUUUGUUUUGUGCUCAACAUCCUCUGUCCUUAAUUUGUGUUGACUGGCAAAUGUUACAGCCCACAGCACAGCUCUUUCUAUUUGACACUCUUAACCUGAAUAACUUUCAGAAAGUGUAGAAAGAGAUUUGGUCUGCCGCAUAGACAAUAUGCAUCUGACCUUAAAUAAGUAAGAGAGGAAUCCAGAAAGAACGGAGAGAGGAAAAAAGCAGCCACAGAAGGUGAAUGUGAAUUACUUCUACAAAGGAUAAACUGUUAUGUCACUUGUGACACUUGUCAAACCAGUUACAGAAAGAAUAGCUACCCAGUAAGAAAAAUACAAUCUUUUUUAUUUGAGUUUUAUUUCUCACAACUCAAAUGUGAUAGUUAGAAGAUGCUGACAACACAGUGAGCUUUCAAUCUGAUUUGAAAUGAUUUUCUGACUCCCUGGACUCACUUUGGAAGGAAAAUUACAUUUACAAUUAUUUGUUAGGUCCCUAUCAAUGAAAAUGUAUCAUUUUUUUAAAUAUUUUUUUUUAAUUAAAACAGUCUUUCUCAUGAUGUUCAUUACUGCAGAA